Messenger RNA from Aspergillus niger, 2160 nucleotides. RefSeq lists its product as uncharacterized. The transcript is spliced from 9 exons. Gene Ontology annotation, cellular component: lipid droplet. NCBI's taxonomy places the organism in Eukaryota, Fungi, Ascomycota, Eurotiomycetes, Eurotiales, Aspergillaceae. Gene Ontology annotation, biological process: ergosterol biosynthetic process; triterpenoid biosynthetic process. The coding region runs from base 1 to 2160 and encodes 719 amino acids. The record is from RefSeq and is a predicted model, not a curated record. Gene Ontology annotation, molecular function: lanosterol synthase activity.
AUGCCAAUGACUGCAUCGACGACAGAUCCCACGAGAUGGCGUCUCAUUGUGGAUGAGGGUGUUCACCAAUGGCGGUAUGUUAGCGAAGCCGACUCAGCACGUCGAGUACAGUCCACAGCAGAGAAAUACUUUCUUGGAUUGCCCACGGGAUUGCCGUCACUCGAAAUCCCACACAGCUUUCAGCAAUCUGCUCGCAAUGGUUUCCGUUUUUAUCAAAAACUCCAGCUGGAUGAUGGCCACUGGGGAUGUGGUUAUGGUGGCCCCAGCUUCUUACUUGCUGGUAUUGUAAUAGCGAUGUACAUCACUGAGACGGACAUUCCCUCUGAAUGGAAGGCCGAGCUUCUCCGUUAUCUUUCAAACACGGUCAAUGAAGAUGGUGGCUGGGGGCUACAUGCUGCUGGUGCCUCCACCGUUUUCGCAACAACUCUCUAUUAUGUCACCUUGCGAAUUCUAGGGGUCCAGCCGAGUCAUCCUCUCACUAGUAAGGCGCGUGUCCGCCUACACGCCCUAGCCGAGGCUCAAUAUAUGGAUAGGUGGGGCAGUCGGGAUCCCGCAGUGGGCUGGGGUGGAAUCAAUCCCAUCCCCCCAGAGCUGUGGUUGCUCCCCGAUUGGAUCCCAUUCCAUCCAUGGCGUUGGUGGGUUCAGUGCCGCGUGGUUUAUCUUCCUGUUUCAUACCUCUACGCAAAUAAGGUUGCGAUACCUUUAAAUCCUCUCAUUGCUAGCCUCCGCCAGGAAAUCUAUACACAGUCAUAUGAGAGCAUUCAUUUUGAGAAACACCGGGAUGCUGUGGCUGUCACCGACUUGAAGAAGCCACCGUCCAGUCUUCUUCGCGUUGCUAAUAUGUGCUUGCAUUUCUGGGAGCAAUAUUUCCGGCCCAACUAUGUCGCGCAAUGGGCUAAUGAGCGGGUAUAUGAAUUGAUCCGGCGUGAAGAUGAGAACACAUCCUAUAAUUGUCUGGCUCCAGUCAACAAAGCUUUCCAUAUGGUGAGCGUCUGGCACUCAGAUGGUGCUACUAGUACGCGCAUGCAUCGCCAUCGCGAGGUCAUACCGAGCUACAUGUGGGUUGGCGAAGAGGGAAUGACCUGCAGUGGAACGAAUGGAGUCCAGGUCUGGGAUACAGCAUUCAGCAUCCAAGCUAUGGUCGAGGCUGGAGUUUCCAUGCUGCCAGAGUUUCGUUCUACACUGGAAAAAGCCUUGAAGUACUUGGACAUCUCUCAAUUGAGGGAAGACCUGGCCGACGAGUACCGUCAGCCACGGAAAGGUGGUUGGCCUUUUAGCACACGGAACAAUGGGUAUAUUGUAUCGGACUGUGCUGCAGAAGCACUCAAGGCCGUCUUGAUGCUUCAAGAAGAGUGCCACUUCAUCAAAUUAAUCUCCGAUGACCGUCUGCAGGACUGUGUUGAUAGUCUACUGCUGAUGCAAAACCCCGACGGUGGAUUUAGCAGUUACGAACGUACUCGAUCCAGCACUUUACUCGAACAUCUCAAUGCGUCGGAGGUAUUCGAUCGCAUUAUGGUCGAAUACUCAUACCCGGAGUGCACAACGGCAGUAGUCACAGCGUUAUCACUUUUUAAGCAAUACUUCCCCAGUUAUCGAGCGAAGGAAAUCAAUGGAGUCAUUGAGCGCGCGGUAAAAUAUGUUAUAAAAGCACAACGGCCCGAUGGAAGCUGGUAUGGAUCAUGGGGGGUGUGUUUCACUUACGCGUCGUUCUUUGCCAUGCAAUGUCUGGAACUGGUCGAUCAGACAUGGCAAAACAGCAGUCACGUUCGGAAGUGCUGCAAUUUCCUUCUCAGUAAACAAAAGGAAGAUGGCGGCUGGGGCGAACAUUAUACGUCGUGUGAGCAAGAAGAGUAUGUUAAUCAUGAGCGGAGCCAGGUUGUAAAUACUGCCUGGGCUUGCUUAGCAUUGAUGCACGCACGUUAUCCGUACAAAGAGGAUAUUGAAAAAGGGCUUAAGUUGAUCAUGAGUCGGCAGCAGAGAAAUGGCGAGUGGUAUCAAGAGGAUGUAGAAGGUGUCUUCAAUAACACGUGCAUGAUUGGCUAUCCCAACUACAAGCUCUAUUUUACCUCAUGGGCCCUCGGGAGAUAUGUUCACAUGUACCUUCCCAUGCUCAAAAGGGAAGGUUAUGAAUACAUUACCGCCCUGGACAUCAAAUUUUGA